GGGGGAACAGAUAAGGAAGGGAGGAGCCACGCGUCGGGCAAUCAUGUGUAGUGUCAUGUGGCUCCUUCGGCUCCUAACGACUUGCUGCCUCGUUUACCUAUCGGCGUCCGACUCUCAAACAGAUCUGCCACUGAUAACGGAUCCAGUAUCAACGAAAUCGACGACGGCGGCAAAGCGAUCGGUACCGACGGACGCGCCGAUGCUGUAUUAUAUCUUCGAUGCACAUAGCACGCUGAACAAGCACCAGCAUCAUCACGAUCAUCGGUGGGGUCCUCAUUUCGAGGGUGAGGGCAAGAAUAUGACCGUGCAGGCUGGUGGCAGCGCCAUGCUCGACUGCAGGAUAUCCCUGCUCCAAGACAAAACCGUGUCCUGGGUACGAAGACAGGAUAAUGAAGAGAAGUUAAACCUGCUGACGGUGGGCCAACUAACAUAUAUAGGAGAUCCACGGUAUACAGUGCAGUUCCAGUACCCGGACAACUGGCGUCUACAAAUUAAACCGGUGAACAGCAGCGACGAGGGCCAGUACCAGUGCCAGGUCAGCACUCAUCCGCCCAAACAUAUUCACGUAAAUCUCCACAUCAACGCGCCGUCCGUCCAAAUAGUGGACGCCCUGGGUGAGCCCCUGAGGGACAAGUAUUAUGAGGCAGACAGCACCAUCGAGCUAUUAUGCGUUGUGCGUCACAUAGCGAUGCAAGUGCAGUACAGCGUCGUCCAGUGGCUCCACGGCAACCGAGUUCUGAACUAUGACACGACGAGAGGCGGUAUCAGCGUGAAAACGGACCUAAUGGAAGAGGGGGCCAAUUCGACUCUCAGCAUAGCGAGGGUGGGACCAGCUGACAGCGGAAACUACACGUGCCAUCUCACCACCAUGCCUGGUCAACCUGCCACAGUUCACGUGCACGUCCUGAACGGAGAAAGCUUAGCCGAGUUGCAUCACGGAAGCGCGGAAACUGUCGUCGGGACGAGCGGCGGCGCCGUCGUCGGAUCGUUGCUUCUCCUUCUGUCCGUUCUCCUCGGCUGGAUACAACAACAGGUGCUCAGAUGA
This is a messenger RNA of Colletes gigas, 1045 nucleotides long. Its product is annotated as zwei Ig domain protein zig-8-like. NCBI's taxonomy places the organism in Eukaryota, Metazoa, Arthropoda, Insecta, Hymenoptera, Colletidae. Gene Ontology annotation, cellular component: neuron projection membrane. The coding region runs from base 44 to 1045 and encodes 333 amino acids. Gene Ontology annotation, biological process: synapse organization. The record is from RefSeq and is a predicted model, not a curated record. The transcript is spliced from 6 exons.